AUGUCCUCAAAGUCAGUCACCGGCGCAUACAUUAUUGCUAGAACUUUACGAGACCUGGGCGUCUCUGUUGUAUUUGGACUUGUCGGGGUCCCUGUCUCUGACAUCGCCGAGCAGGCGAUUAACCUAGGUAUUCGCUUCAUCGGAUUCCGCAACGAGCAAGCAGCAAGCUAUGCCGCCACUGCGUAUGGUUACUUGACUGGAAAGCCUGGUGUGUGUCUUGUGGUGGGAGGUCCGGGUGUUCUGCAUGCCAUCGCUGGUGUGGGAAAUGCGUCUGCAAACAAUUUCCCGUUCCCCCUUCUUGGAGGCUCGAUUGAGACCAACCUGGUUACGAAAGGAGCUUUCCAGGAACUAGACAGUGUUUCCCUACUCACACCUCACACAAAGCUAUCCAUACGACCACCGAACGCUGCAUCAUUGCCCAGCGUAAUUGCAAAUGCCUACAGAUGUUCAUUCUAUGGAAGGCCUGGAACAAGCUUCAUCGACCUACCCGCAGACAUCAUCAUGGACCCGCUAGACUCCCUCGAGGACGUGGAGGAAACGCCAUCGGUAGCAAACCCUCCGGCAGGAGGAGCCGACGAGGCUCGACUAUUCAAGGUCGCACAGCUCAUCAAGGGUGCAAAAGCGCCGCUGGUGUUGAUAGGAAAAGGUGCGGCAUAUGCCCGAGCUGAGGACGUUAUUCGGCGUCUCAUUGACCAAACCAACUUGCCCUUCUUACCAAGUCCAAUGGGAAAGGGAGUUUUGCCAGACUCGCAUCCUCGAAAUGUCUCGUCUGCACGAUCUGUAGCUUUGAAGAUGGCGGAUGUGGUUCUUAUCUUGGGUGCGAGGUUGAACUGGAUAUUCCACUAUGGUGAACCGCCAAAGUGGAAUCCUGCAGCGCGGUUCAUCCAGGUGGAUAUUUCACCAGAAGAGCUCGGCCGGAAUGCAGGGGACGCACAGCUGGCUCUUGUCGGAGACGUUAAUAUUAUGGCCUCGCAGUUGACUCGACUCUUGGCGGAUUGGCAUUACGACCCUUCUUCAUCGGGCUUUGCCCGCAGGCUCAUAGCUGCAAAGGAGAAGAACGAGGCUGCUGCCUCUGCCGCAGCUGCAGACCCUUCGACCCCUCUUUCUUAUGCUUAUGCAUUCGAUGUCAUCAAGAAAGCCCUCCAUUCUCUAUCCCCGUCAGAAGAAGGAGGUACAGUCUACAUCGCAGAGGGGGCAAAUACGAUGGACAUAUCAAGAUCCAUAUUCCCUCUGCAACAUCCUCGCCUUCGGCUGGAUGCAGGCUCCUACGCUACGAUGGGUGUUGGUCUUCCUUACGCUAUUGCUGCAUACGAAGCUUACAACGGCCCUGGCGCACAAGCUACCUCUGGUCCUGCACGCCGGAAAAAGGUCGUUGCAAUCGAAGGAGAUAGCGCCUUUGGUUUUGCGGGUAUGGAGAUUGAGACCAUGGCACGAUUUCAAAUGGAUAUUCUCAUAUUUGUUAUCAAUAAUGGGGGCAUAUACUUUGGGGAUUCUAGUUCCGGUGAGGACUGGUCUUGGCGUCAGGAGAGGACGGUCAAAGGUGAACCUGGGUUGCGGAGCUGGGCACUGGGCUGGGAAGUGCGAUACGAGAAGAUGGCGGAAGUGUGUGGCGGUUUGGGAUAUUUCGUGCGAACGCCGGAGGAAUUGCACAAAGCGACAAUAGAGGGUUUCCAAGCUGAGGUGCCUGUUAUUGUGAACGUCAUCAUUCAAAGUGGUAAACUAGAAAAAGCGAGUUUUGGCUGGCAGGUGAGCCCAACCAAGAAGACGAAAACGGCAAGACUAUGA
This is a messenger RNA of Lindgomyces ingoldianus, 1785 nucleotides long. RefSeq names its product 2-hydroxyphytanoyl-CoA lyase. Gene Ontology annotation, molecular function: magnesium ion binding; thiamine pyrophosphate binding; catalytic activity. Bases 1 to 1785 code for a protein of 594 amino acids. NCBI's taxonomy places the organism in Eukaryota, Fungi, Ascomycota, Dothideomycetes, Pleosporales, Lindgomycetaceae. The transcript is spliced from 3 exons. Gene Ontology annotation, biological process: fatty acid alpha-oxidation. The record is from RefSeq and is a predicted model, not a curated record. Gene Ontology annotation, cellular component: peroxisome.